This is a messenger RNA of Metopolophium dirhodum (rose-grain aphid), 1094 nucleotides long. RefSeq lists its product as uncharacterized. Gene Ontology annotation, molecular function: translation initiation factor activity; ribosome binding. NCBI's taxonomy places the organism in Eukaryota, Metazoa, Arthropoda, Insecta, Hemiptera, Aphididae. The record is from RefSeq and is a predicted model, not a curated record. The transcript has a single exon. Gene Ontology annotation, cellular component: mitochondrion. Bases 322 to 951 code for a protein of 209 amino acids. Gene Ontology annotation, biological process: mitochondrial translational initiation; ribosome disassembly.
UUGGGUUUAAGUACUAUUUUUAAAAACAUAAAAAAAUAUAACCGAUGUCCAAUGUGAAUGGUACCGUGUGUUUUAUCUCGGUUUUUGUUAAGCAAGAACAAAAAUGAUAAGAACCUUGUGUGUUUGUUAUAGAGUAAAUAAUACUAAAUACUCUGUGGCGUAUUGGCGCGUGUGUAUGUUAUCAAUAUUGACAACAUUUAUCAUUUCGUUACCCGCCGUGUGUUCGCUUCGCUCGUAUAUUGUAACUGUUUUUAAAACUACGCUCUAAACCAGAUUUCUUAUAUUGUUUUAAAUUUUUUCGUUGUAUUCCAAUAAUUGACGAUGCUUAAGAGAUUUGCAGCCACUACUCUGUAUGCGAUCCGCCUGCCGAUUAACUGGCAACCGGCGUCCAAUGUUUGUCUUUGUCGGACGUUAGAAUUCAAGAAAAAUAGAUUAGAGAUUGACAAUGAAGGUGCUCUAAAAAAGAUUAGACCCAAAACAGCACCACAGCCGAAAAUUACACUGUUGGGACUAGAAAAGGAUGUAUCUGUAGUCACUAUAGAUGUAGCUUCCAAGAUGUGUGAAAGACGAGGCCUGAAAUUGGUAAAAAUUAUUGAUAUUGAUACUAAAACACAGCGGCCUGUGUACCAAAUGAUGACAGCCAAUCAGUUUCUCAAAGAUGACCAAAAAAGUCAUCAGGAUAAGGAUGAGAAAAAUCGUAAUCAACUCAAAGGGGAUAAAACAGCAUUGAUAAAUUGUCGUAUUGGACAAAGUGAUUUAGAAUCAAAAGUAAAUAAUAUCCGUAAAUGGCUUUCUAAAAUGCAUGAAGUAAGGGUGACAAUCACUGGCGAUACAGCUAAUGAGGUUGCUGAUGAAGUCAUCAAAAUGACUCAGGAGAGCUCAAGAGUUGUUCAAAGACGAGAAAAAGGAAAUACUGUGAAGUUUCAGUUAUUACCUCCAAAAAAAUCUUGAUUCAUAUUUUAGCUAUACCUACCUUACAAAUAAUAAUUUUUUUUUAACUAUAGAUUAUUAUAGGAACCUUAGAUUUAAAUUAAUUGUAACUGUUAUAUUGAGAUUAUAAAUGUUUACAAAUAAAAACUAUUUUAUAUAAAUUA